Thermothielavioides terrestris NRRL 8126 is the source of this 1557-nucleotide messenger RNA. RefSeq lists its product as uncharacterized. The coding region runs from base 1 to 1557 and encodes 518 amino acids. The transcript has 3 exons. The record is from RefSeq and is a predicted model, not a curated record. Lineage: Eukaryota; Fungi; Ascomycota; Sordariomycetes; Sordariales; Chaetomiaceae.
AUGCAGGAGCUCUACGCGGGGCCGGAGGAUUGGGCGGCUCACCGGGAGACCAUCACCCGGUUGUAUCUGGAGGAGAAGCGGUCGCUGCAGGAGGUUAUGGAGUACAUGGCUUCGCACCACUUAUUCUUUGCGACAGUCAAGAUGUACAGAACACGCAUCCGGAAGUGGGGAAUUGACAAGAACAACAAGGCCGCCGAAGUGGCCUACAUGCUCCGGCUCAAGAAGCAACGGGAUGUCCAGGGCAAGGAGUCCUGUUUCUUUAUCCGGGGCCGCCCGGUCGACUGGGAAGAUGUCGAGCGCUAUCUCGCGCGGACCCCGGGCUUCUGGGCCAAGCAUGGCCGCGGCGCCUUCGAGUCGAGCAAGUGCGGGGACGACAUCAGAUGCAUAACACCGCCGCCCGGUUCGCCACGGACAACGUCAAGUUCCGUGCCGCCCAAGCUCGACGCCGCCCAGGAGCUCCGCGUCCACGAGGAGAUUCUGCGCUUCUUCCGUACCUACACCGAGGGUUCCUUUGAGCAGGGGCUCUGGCACCUUUCGCCCUCCCACCGGCGCUACGUCGGCCCCGGGGGCUUUGAGGCCGCGGCCCGCCUGAACGCAUGGUACGACAAGGUACGCAGUGUGUCGGACUGGCCAGGCCGCGACGCCGACGUCGUCCGCCUGGUCAACCACCUCCUGGACGACCUACCGCAGAUCAUCAAGGACCAGGACUUUACGCUCUUCCCCGCCCUCAUGCGUUGCUGCUUCUACCUCUCUGUCCGGCGACCGCCGCUGGGCCGGGCGGUGGUGAAGUUCGUAGCCGGCCUGUGCCGCGUUAUCCUGGGGGCCAAGCACCCGAUGAGCCUGGCCUGGCUGCGCAUCAGGUCGCUGUCGACGUCCGAGUACCUGCUUGUCUUGGAAGGGACGGCCAAGGUCCGGCUCGACCAGAUGAGCAGUGACGACGACAUUCAAGAUGAAAACACGAUCAAUGCCCUGCGAGACUAUCUCCUCGUGCUCAGGCUGCAGGGCUCAGCUGCCGGCAAUGAGAUCGACCGCGUCACGCGCCGGGCUCUGGAGCAGAUGGCUCCGCCCGACCAGACGCUUUCCGUCGCUCAAUGCCGCCUGCUGCUCGGCACGGCGACGUCGUUCAUCACCUGCCGGCGGUUUGGCGACGCCGAGAACAUCUUGAGCCGGGUGGGCGCGCAGAUCCCCGCGGUUCCUACGCAUCAAGCCGAGUUCCAGCGCGUCCUACCGACCUAUUUCUUCAUCAUGGGCUUCCUGCGCUACGUCACCGGCCGGCCGGACGAGGCGGUGAAUUACUUCCUGCAGACCUACCACGCGCUGGAAAAGGCGCGGGGGCCGUACAGCUCUGCCGUCGCCGAUAUUCUCCUUGCUUUGAUCGACUUCCCCGGCCUGCUACGGAGGCCCGAGGACGUCGAGCACUGGCGGCAGAAGUUUGCCGAGGUGCAAGCUGAAAUACUGGCUAGGACCGAAACAGGCGUCAAGCGGACGGCGUCUGAGUCCAGCGAGGUGUGGGACGAGCCGCUGGAUACUGAUGUCAACACUGGAGCGUGGUCAUGA